AUGGCCGCCAAUCCGUGGGACAUGACCGCCACCAUCAAGCAAUCCCCCCCCGUCGACGUCUCGCAGCCCUACGAUGCAUCCACCAUGGACAACAAGACAAUCCUCGUCACCGGCGGAGCCAACGGCCUGGGCUCCCACAUGGUGCGCGCGUGGGCAUCCCGCGGCGCCAACAUCAUCAUCGGCGACGUCGACGACCGCGCUGGCGAAGCCCUCGUCGCCGACUUGCGCUCCCUCUACCCGUCGCGCGCCUUUGCCCACGUCCACUGCGACGUGACCAGCUGGGACGACCAAACCCGGCUCUUUGAAGCGGCCGUCCGCUCGUCGCCCUCGUCCACCGUCGACAUUGUCGUCCCCAACGCCGGCAUCAUCCAGGCAUCCGACAGCUUCGCCUUCGAGAACCCCCGCCCCCCGCGCGACGGCGGCAAGCUUCCCAAGCCGUCCACCAAGACCAUCGACGUCAACGUCACCGGCGUCAUUUACACCACCCACCUCGCCCUGUCCCACUUCUCCUCCUCCCCGAAUGCCGCGCGCGACAAGCGCGACAGGUGCCUCCUGCUCGUCGGCUCCGUCGCCUCGAUAUACCCGCUGGCCGGGCAGGCCCAUUACACCAUGUCCAAGCACGCCGUCUGCGGCCUCUUCCGCUCGCUGCGCAUGACGGCGCCCCUGCACCACCGCGGCGUGCGCGUCAACAUGCUGGCCCCGUACUUUGUCGAGCGGAGCCGCAUGCUGCCCAAGGCUGCGGACAUUGCCUUUUUGGCCGGCACGGCUGGCGGCGCCACCGUCGCCGACGUGGUCGACGCCGCCACGCGCCUUGUUGCCGACGAGUCCAUCUCGGGUCGCUGCUUGGCCGUCGGGCCCCGUCUGCGCCACGCACCCCCGGGGGAGCUUCCUGUCGCGCCGCACGAAGGCGCCGGCCAGGGCAGGGCCGCGUGGGAGGUGUACGCCCACGAUUACGAAGAGGUCGACGCCUUUACGCGCCGCUACAUUCGCUGCAUGAACGCCGUGACGCAGCUUCGCGGCGUUCUGGGAUGGCUUGUAGACGUCUGCCGCAAGCUGUUGGGGAGCUGA
Ustilaginoidea virens is the source of this 1068-nucleotide messenger RNA. RefSeq lists its product as uncharacterized. NCBI's taxonomy places the organism in Eukaryota, Fungi, Ascomycota, Sordariomycetes, Hypocreales, Clavicipitaceae. The transcript has a single exon. The record is from RefSeq and is a predicted model, not a curated record. The coding region runs from base 1 to 1068 and encodes 355 amino acids. Gene Ontology annotation, molecular function: oxidoreductase activity.